GCAUGCCCUACUGUGGUCCAGCAGCCUCGCAAGCCCCAUGCCUUGAAGCGCCUAGAACGAGCCCUGAAGAAGGACUCCCAGUCUGCCUCCCUGCCCCGGACAUGGCCUGCGGGUACCUGGCUCUCCUUCUGACCGGGGCUGUUCUGGCAGUCUCUCAGCCAGCGCUGGCCCAGCCGGACGCACUGCUGGUCUUCCCAGGCCAAGUGGCUCAGCUCUCCUGCACACUCAGCCCCCAGCAGGCCACCAUCGGGUCCUAUGUUAUGUCCUGGUACCAGCAGCAGGCAGGUAGCGCCCCCCGCUACCUCCUCUACUGCCACUCGGAGGAGGAAGACCAGCGGCCCCCGGACGUUCCCGACCGGUUCUCGGCAGCCACAGACGUGGCCCGCAACGCCUGCAUCCUGACCAUCAGCCCCGUGCAGCCGGAGGACGAUGCGCAUUAUUACUGUGCUGUUGCUUACAGCUCUGGUCCCUAGGGACGGCGUGGGGACCAGUGCCUGCCACCUGCCUCCUACUGCUGCCCCCAACCUCGGGCCCCUCUCACUCUCUCUCUGAGUCUUGCUUUCUUUCCUCUAUAAAGUGAGUUAAAAAUAUCCAACGUGUCCACCAUAGCUAUGAGAUCCUGAAAGAAAAAGUGACUGUGGUUAGGGGCCAGCAGGUGGUGUGGUGGUUAAGGCCCUGGACUCCCACAUGACUGACUGCAGUUCAAGUCCUGGACCUGGCAGCUUGCUUUCUUGCAAUCUCUC
Molecule: messenger RNA, 743 nt
Organism: Tupaia belangeri chinensis (Chinese tree shrew)
Lineage: Eukaryota; Metazoa; Chordata; Mammalia; Scandentia; Tupaiidae
Gene: VPREB3
Product: V-set pre-B cell surrogate light chain 3
Exons: 2
Coding region: 3-473 (156 amino acids)
Source: RefSeq, a predicted model, not a curated record